This is a messenger RNA of Fusarium redolens, 1561 nucleotides long. RefSeq lists its product as uncharacterized. The transcript has 3 exons. Lineage: Eukaryota; Fungi; Ascomycota; Sordariomycetes; Hypocreales; Nectriaceae. The record is from RefSeq and is a predicted model, not a curated record. Bases 32 to 1429 code for a protein of 465 amino acids.
AUCUUCGCGAAAACUUUUGCGUCCCGAGAUCAUGCCCCCUCCAUCGGUUUCGGUCGAGUCUAAGAAGCAGAAAGAAAGGGAUCGUGGUAGAAAACGGCGCCAACAGUUGCGUCGGCAGGGUCAAGCGCGACAACUCCGAGAAGUUGACAGCCAUGAAACCAUCCGGCUAGUGAGCCAGGUCCAAGACAUGGAGGAUGGUGUUGACAAUCGUCGUUCACACGAGCAGUUCCAUCGAGGCCAUCCUGCCGCCUCGUCAGACAACAUUCAACACCUCCUACCAGAGAUCUCUACUGUUCACGAUUCCUCCAUUAGCAGCCAUACUUCUCUACGAAUUUGUUCCCCCACAGCCGCGCCAUGGGACGCUCCGGUGGCGCGUUCUCCGAGAGAUGCAAGACAAACGAGUGAUGCGUCCGCGGCCGACAUUAUUUAUACAAGCGCGAGAGAACCAUUGACAGAAGCACUGUCCGAGGCUGUAGCUACUGCUGUGACAGGUCUUGCGGACGCGGGCGAAGAUGCGCGAACACCAGCGGGCCGUCCACGAAGAGAUCCAGCCUUGUCGGAACGUGAACUCACUCGACGCCGCGUUCGAGCCUAUCGUGCCCGUCAACAUCCGUCAAGGAUGCCACAGACUGCGCAGUCCCGGAAUGAUGAUAUUUCGUCAAAUUGGGUCAAUUCAGAAAACCUGUGUUCCGCUCAGGGUGAUCAGCAUUUUGUACACGAUGAUCCGAAUAUGCCUGUUGAUUCCCAUCAGGGUGAUGACGCGCAACAUGCGGCAAGGGAUUGGAACCAAAUUAGUCCCAACUCUCCGGUUUCUUCUGCAACCUCGGACUUAGGUCUCGAUCCGUUAAAUACUGACCAUUUCUACCCCAUCUCCGGCGAUGAUUCCCGCUCGCUUUCGCCCGAUCGCUCGAUAAGGGAGCGCCCAACGUCCCCAAUCGGUGUCGCCGACCGAGUACCGGAAGAUCUUCCUUACCUCAGUCGCUUUAUUGAAGCUCUUCGAGCUCAGGAGACACGGAGUGGUCUUGAAUUUCUUGAAUCGCAAAUCACAACGUAUGAUCGUAUUAUUCAAACACUAUUUACUGCUGAGUGUCACUGUCCAGGUUUGCAUGAGAUUCAUGAUCAUGCCCGGGCUCAUAGUCUUCAAGAAAGGGCCCAGCUCCUUCAAAAUUCAUUGCCACCGCUCACGACUAUCUUGGACGAACGUUUUGCCCGUGAAGCCACCAAAUACCUUCACCAAUGGAAGGAUUUUCUUUCCGACGAACCUGCUGAGCCUUUGUCUUUUCGCUUGAGAGAGCACCACAGUGUUGUAAUAGUUCUUAGGAAUGCAAAUCAUUCUAGAUCCUGUGAUAAAGCCUCUCUAAAUCGUAGAGGUAGCCCUACAGACCAUUUCAUGAAACAGUAUUGCAGUUGCGGUUUGUCGAGUUAUUGAAGGGCGCCUUUGACAUCAGGUACGUUAUCUGAUCUAACACUUGACCCAACUGUACAUUCUUGCGCUACUCAUUUAGCUUAAAUACCUGAAUUAUCUUAUCAUUGAAGCCCAGGCUCUGGCCUAGAAUCAGAU